Molecule: messenger RNA, 756 nt
Organism: Letharia columbiana
Lineage: Eukaryota; Fungi; Ascomycota; Lecanoromycetes; Lecanorales; Parmeliaceae
Exons: 4
Coding region: 1-756 (251 amino acids)
Cellular component (GO): mitochondrion
Source: RefSeq, a predicted model, not a curated record
AUGCUACAAAUACGGAGAGGUACUUUGCGCCUUGCACAGCGUCCAUAUCGCUGUCAAUGGCGUGGGUACGCAGACACCAAACCUCCAGACCCCACCACUUCCGUCCGAGAACCCGACAACAAGCCCGUCACCGAGCCUAUUGGUGGUGGAGAUAGUAGCGGUACGGACUCCGUCCAUGCUGCGUCUGCUGGCGGACAUGAGCCAACCCACCACGCACCUCACCCAGAACCUCACAACGAAAGCCUUGGUCGCGGUUUCUAUGCAUCCAUCGGAGCUCUAGCGCUUUCUUUCGCUCUCUACAAAUUCUCCCGCUCGUCUUCCUCCGAUCCCAGCACGAAAGGAGAUCCUAGCAAACAACCACUUCUGACACGAGCCAUGGCGUACUACAAUUACCGGCAAGAUGAGUACGCAAGGCGGAAUACGAUGCAUACGAAGAUGGUGGAACAGGCGGGCGCGGAUAGGAAUUUGUUCCAAGGCAGUCCGUGGAGUCAUCAUAUCGAUCUGAAGUUUCCUGAGAUCUUUAACACUGGUUCUCCAUACAACAUCCCAGCUGGCCAUUCCGCUGAUCUUGGGGCAUUGAGAGCGCAUUACGAGAAAAAGAACGUGGAAGUAGAGGAGAAGAGAAUAGCGAAGCUAAAAGAGAUGGCAGGCGAGCGUGAGAUCUUACAGCGGAGGAAAGAAGUUGAAGAAGCACUACUAGCAUAUAAGAAAGCACCAUCGAUACUGCAGUGGAUGGGGCUGCAGAGGCCGGAGUAG